Messenger RNA from Harmonia axyridis, 1647 nucleotides. It is a transcript of the gene fsd, whose product is annotated as transmembrane protein 183. The transcript is spliced from 2 exons. The coding region runs from base 175 to 1185 and encodes 336 amino acids. Lineage: Eukaryota; Metazoa; Arthropoda; Insecta; Coleoptera; Coccinellidae. Gene Ontology annotation, cellular component: SCF ubiquitin ligase complex. The record is from RefSeq and is a predicted model, not a curated record. Gene Ontology annotation, biological process: regulation of protein stability.
GGUUAAAUAUGUCGUAAUGUUAUGACUUAUGACGUUAGUUUGUAAAUAUUGUUCAUAACCUACAAAAAAUGUAGAGGAUAGUGUUAGAUUAAUGGUAUUUUUUACAUUAUUGAGAUCAACUAAGUCUUUAUCUAUAGAAUAAUUUAAAUCAAAAAAAUCGAGAAUUUUCAUAUUAUGGCAAAACAAGGAAAAGUUAAUAGAAAAAUCAAGGGUUCCAGAGAUGUCACAAUUUAUGAUUUCGCGAAUUCAUCCCAAACUAAUGGUCGUCCCAAAAAAUCGGAAGUCAGUAUCACGAAUGUUGUUAAACAAGAAUUAGAAAUUAAAGAACACUGGUAUAGUGAUGAUGAGGAAGAAGAAGAUAGUGAAGAUACCUCUUUACAAUUAAAAAAAAAAGGAAAGAGUAAAAAGCAGAAAAACAUGGAAGCAAUUGGAUUAGAUUAUCCAGUUGAUAUAUGGUUUUUGAUAUCCGAAUAUAUAAGACCUGAAGAUGUAGGAUCGUUUGCUGCUAUAUGUCAGGCUUCUUAUGCUGUUAUACAAAGUGUGAAGUUUUGGAGAUCCUUGUACAAGAGAUAUUUUAAUAAGGAAUUCUUAACCAUAGAGUAUCAACCAGAAUGCCUGCUGAGGCAUUUUGGUCUUAGAACAGCAGUAGUGAAAGCUUUGUUUCUUAUGUAUCCCCCAUUCCAGAAAAGAGUACGACAAACACUAUUGGGAGUAAGCCAUCCUGAUGUUUUGAUAGGGAUGACCUGCGUUGGUCUGAUAUCAAAAACUGAGGGCAAAACUGGUAAUGAAAUCUUAUAUUAUUACUUUAAAUUCCGAAGGAGUAAUGCAGCCCCCGUUAAAACUCACAAAACUAAGGAACAAUCUGUAAUCGACUUAUUGAAUGAUAUCAAUGCUAAUCCAGAUGAAGACCACUGUAUACUUCUUGCAAUAUCAAAAGAGCAAAUAUCAUUUCCACCAAUCCUCGGCCAAACUUUGAACCAUGUGUCAGUGACAUUAUCCAAGGCAUUUUGCAAUAAUCGUUUACAGCUUGUAUUUGGAAAUGCAUUAGAUAAGUUUUGUUCAAACGAAAAUUCAUUCAAUGGAAAUUCUGUAGUUUUGGAUCCUGUGUCCAAUAUUUCAAUUCUAAAUUGGUGGCAUCCAAUGUACAUAAAAAAUAAUAAUAUACCAAGUCUUGAUGAAGAUUAAUAGGUUGAGACCACUCAAUAUACUUGUAAAUUCAUUAAAUGUAUUUUUUGAGAUUUAUAAACAAUGUUUUCAAACUAUAGAGUGUUCCAGUUCUUUUGGUGCUAGAAAAAUAUAUUUUAUAUGAUUAUUGAAAUACUAAAUAAACUAUAUAUUAAAAAAAAAUUGUUAUAAUUUUAAUUCAAUAAUUAUUGUUCAAAAAGGAAGUCUUUUGAAACAUUGCUAUCCAUAAGGUUUAAUAUUGGCAUCAAAAUUUGCUUUUUCCAGUUGGAAGAUACUCUUGUUUUCUUGCAUGUUAAUGAAGCAUUGUUAAAUUAAUUUAAUUUUCCUACACAAAAGAAUAUUGUGUUCAAUGAUCCGUUUUUCAAAGAAAAUGAAAUUUAGUUCUAAUCUUUUGUAAAUUCUUCAACCUGUGACAUUAUUUAGCCAUUCUCAUGUAAUGUGAUAAUGUUAUUGAUUAAUGAA